This is a messenger RNA of Tuber aestivum (summer truffle), 1687 nucleotides long. NCBI's taxonomy places the organism in Eukaryota, Fungi, Ascomycota, Pezizomycetes, Pezizales, Tuberaceae. The record is from the annotation of a GenBank genome assembly.
ACUCACCCACAGCCAUUCAACCGACCAAGCAAACCCCUCAAUCCCCGCAUCCCCAUUCAUCUGCCCCCUUUUCCUACUUGUUAGGAUGGGCCUCGCAGCCCCCCGAAAGUACUUCCCCGUUUCUGAUCUCCCAAUCCACCCCACAGUCGCUAACCAACAAACAGUAAAACUAAAAUUUCCGCCGACCCCCGAAACACCCACUGGGCCAGCAAUACCACUAAUUUCGGCCACCGGAUACUCACAUCCCACGGCUGGGAUCCCGGUUCUACCCUUGGCGAUACGUCCUCCGCUUACCAUUCCAGUGGGCACAUCACCGAGGCGUCGAACACGGGCGUGAAGAUUGUGCUCAAGGGGGAUAAUCUCGGUAUCGGGUGUAAAGGUGGUAUUAAAGAUGAUGAGUGCACGGGUUUAGACCUGUUCCAGGAUUUGCUUGGUCGAUUGAAUGGGAGGGAGGAGGAGGUUGAGAAGAGGGCUCAACAGAGGAAGGUGGAGUUUGCCAGCGGAAGAUACGGGAUGAAGUUUGUGCGGGGGGAGACAUAUUUCAGCAGCGACGUUGAUAAACUGAUCAAGGAUAUCAGGAGAGUGGAGGAGGAGAAGGCGGAAGCUGCGAAAGAGAAGAGGAGGGAGGAGAAGUGGAGGAAAAAGAACAAGAGGAAGGGUGCUAAAGCUGCUAAGGCUGAGCAGGAGGACAAAGUGGAUGAGAGCUCCACAUCACCACCCGCCGAAGAGCUGGCUAGUAAGGAGAAAAGACCCCAAAAGUCCGAAUCCUGUACACCAGCCCCCAUCUCUUCUCCUUCAGACUCAGAAACCAAGUCCAGGAAGCGAAAACGCUCAGGCAAUUCUAAGAGAGAGAGAAAGAGAAAAAGGGAUAAGAAAGACAAGGGGGACAAAAGGACGCGAUCCAAGGAAUUCUCUGACAUAGAGACACCUACUCCGGCAUCUGGUACUACAACUCCUACAGCUCUGACCGGAAGACACGCAAUCCGCCAUAGAUACAUCGCAGCCAAGAAAAGUGCAGUAAUGGAUACGAGAGCUCUAAAUGAGGUUUGUUUUGAACUUUUCUGUUUGUUGGUUUGUCAGGCUAUGUGUGCGCCGAUGCUGAUGUUUCUCUGCGGCAGAUAUUUAUGAUAAAAGCCUGACCUGUGUUUUGACACUAUACAGGUGUGGUGGGAUACUGUUACGAUGAUUAAGGGCAGGUUUGUAUACUAUAUUAAUAAUAGAGGUGCUGUUCGUUUCCUGCUAUAGAGAGUUUGCGCACGUAGACCUAGGUGGGAGUUAUUAACGAUGUCACUAGGGGUUGCCACUCGCAUCAACAGCCCAUCCCCCCGACAAUUGUUGAGUUUCUUAAAUUCCAUGUAUUUAAGAGGUCAAUACAUCAGCCAAUUCUUAGCUUUCAUGAAGCUUCUCUUCUCAGGAUUGUCCUUGAGAAGAAUAGCCACAAAAUCAUAUCUGAAUAGAGGCAUAAAAGUGUAGUUCGAGUGGGCAUUUGUGGUCCUCAAUUCCAGGUCCGAUUUUCAGGUUUUUACACCUUGACCAGGUGGGACUAAAGAACCAGGUGGCCAAGCCUUAUAUUGUUAUUAUAACUUAUAUUAACACCACCUAGGUCUCACUGCGCAAACUCUCUAAUGUGUCCUGGGCUACAUGCUAAUUCUGGGAUUGUACUCGUAAAAGUGCUGCGCUUUCGCGC